AUGACAGGUAUUUUAACAGACGGCUGGGAACGUUCCGAAACAACCAAUGGAGUUCCAUAUUAUAUAGAGUAUGUACAACGAGUAAAAUUAAUAUAAGCCAAAAAUAUGACCAUGUUGUUUAUAAAGCUUGGUUGCAUUGAGGGUUUAUGUGUUUUGGCAGCCACUAUAAGUAAGCUUACCUAUUUUGCAGUGAAGUAUGAGAAACGAAGACUAAGUUGUCACUGGUCUAUGUGGCAGUAUAAAGAUUUCGUUAUCCUAUAACUUGUCCUUCGCAGUUUUUUAGUGGUAAUAUUAAUAGCAAUUUUUCCGUUUUAACGCUACAUAUGUUUAAGUCGUCUGUUAAGUGCAUCUGAACGACGCACUUAACAGAAGAUUUUAAUGUUGUGAGACGUUGAAUGGGUCUGUCUUAUUUACAGUUUUUAUACCAGAAGUUAAAGGCGUCUUAAACAACUUUAACGUCUCCAGCAUAAAACAGCGAUUUACAUGGAGUAUUUAAAGUGAUAGUAAAAGUGGUUAUUUAACAGUUAAUGAAUGAGGCUGAGUAUCUUAUGAAGAAUUAUGGAGAUUGAGGAGGGUGUUAUCCGUCGAGGCCGUAGGCCAAGGCAGAUAACACCCUCCGAGAUCUCCAUAAUUCUUCAUAUGAUACGAAAGCCGAAUUCAAUAACUGUUUUAUUAUUCAUUCAAAAUAAUUCCUAGUUUAAAAACAUAGCUAAAACAUGCUUACCUCCAUCGAUCCAUCGAUGUUCAGUUCAUCUUCGAUAGUGUACGUUUAGGUUUGUCCAGCUCCGCAAAUAUUCUCCAAAUAGCAGAUGUCGCCCUUCGAGUUGUCUUCUUGCUGUUCUUGCCAUGUUUUUAGCUAUUUUUUCGACUAGUUCUUACUCUUGAAACGAGUGAAAUGUCGGCCAUUUUUUCAAGUUCACAACCAAAACAACUCAACCUCGUCCCCAGGUCUUCUCGGUUAACGGUGCCUUAACCUGCAAAAACGCUGCAUUUUUGACGUCAUUUCCUCGUUAAAGUUAAAAUUCUUCCAAAUUUGGUCAUCAGUACCUGGUUAUGGUGAAUUAAACGUGUGCUUUUAGCCAAUCAGAAUCGGGGAAAUAUUUUGAAUGAAUAAUAAUAAAAUUUAACUGUUGAACGCACUAUUAUCAUUGAACUAUUUAUUGCACCUGUCAGGGCUGGGGGAAUUGAAAGCGUAAACCCAGUGGGUGUGUGAUAAUAUUUCAGAGCUCAAGCCACUUUAAGUUUCCCCUUCCCUGAGAACAAAUGUGUAUCAAAUUACAUUUUACUGUUCCAAGAGUGUAUUGACAGAUCACUGAUCUGAUGCACAUGAAGUACAGUCUAAAAUUCAUGUUAUCAUGAUCGUAGCCUGCGAGCAAGCUCUCUGGGGCACUGUGACGGCAGGGCGGGAAGAGGAAAGAGAGCUUGGAACUACAUCUCUGGAAUUUGAAUAUCUGCAUCGAAAAAGUUGAUGCGAAAUGCUGAUUGUUGGAGAUGACAUUAGUAAUGAUGUCAUCACCCUUAAUUGGCAUCUGUUUUUCAAUGUUUGUUUACAUUCGCGCUUGUUUCCGCUUGGCACUGAUUGGUGGAAAUCUGACAGCUCAGUUGAUGGGGAGCCACGGGAGAAUUGAAGGUAGAAGUCAAGUUGUAAGCUCUCCUUCCUUUUCCUGCUCUGCCGCCAGUGCACCUGGAGAGCUCGCUCUCAGGCUAUUGUUAUUGUGUCUAGGGGGACUGGAAGCAAAUUUGAAGGUAAUCUCAGUAAACUAGAAAAUUAUAAUACACUGUGAAUAUAUUUGUAAUAAGCUGUACCUAAUGAAUAAUCUCACUAUUUUCUUGCUACAGCCAUGAAACAGAAAGAACUCACUGGGAUCACCCAGACAUGAUCAGUUUAUUGGAAGAAAUAGGUAUUAAUUUUGAUCCAGGCUGAAAGUUCCCUUGUAUAUUAUCUCCUGUUACAUUAGCUUAGUACGUUUGUACUCUAAGCAGAUCCUGGCUUCCGGAUAAGUUUGAUAACAUACCGUAAAAUUCCGAAAAUAGGCCCCUCCAUGUAUAAGCCCCUCCAAAUAUAAGCCCCCCAAAUUUGUAAUGCAAAAAACCCUUCAUUUAAUCCCCCCUCUGAAUAUAACCUCCUGGGGGCUUGUACUUGGGAAAUUGCCCCUAAUAUUAAGUAAAACAAAGCAAAAACAGUAAAUUUCCUUCCAACUAGAAGCUAGCCCAAUCAAUUUUGAAAUGCAAAUUUCCCUCCGUACAUAAGCCCCUCUGAAUAUAAGCUCCUCCAAAAAUAAGCCCCUCAAAAAGGGUCUUUGAAAAAUAUAAGCCCCGAGGCUUAUUUUCGGAGUUUUACGGUAGCUUCAUGUAUAAUAAAUGAUUUUUUUCUAAUUUAUCUGUAGAGAGUUUAAAUAAUAUCAAGUAUGCUGCUUACCGCACAGCCAUGAAACUGAGAGCCAUCCAAAAGAAAACACAAUGUAAGUGAUUAAAUAAUAUGACAAAAUUUUAAAUCAUUGGAAAAGAAAAGGACAUAAUUUUGUAAGAUAAGGAAACUAGACAGUUUAAUUUAAAGCACAAUGAGUGACAUGCGGUUUUCUAAUACGACUGGUAUUCUGCAAAAAAAAAAAAAAAAAAGAUUGUUGAAGUAGAGCAAGAGCUGACCCCUCUAAAAAAAAAGUUUGGAUCCCCAAGUUUCUCACUAAAUCUCUGUCAUCAUUAAUUUAUUCACUGAUUUCAGAGGAAUCUUUCUUUUAUUAGUAAUUGCUACAGAAUGAUGAAUUUAAUUGUUAAAUUACUAGUCCAUUCUUCUUCAGUUUUAUUUUUUAAUUUACCUACACUAUGUAAAAGUUGAGAUGACUUAAUCAAUUCUCUAAUUUUUUUUAUUAUUGUUCUAUAUUUUGAUUAGUAUACAUGGUUGGUCUACAUGCCAUCAAAUCAACCUUUGAUGGCAAUGGCAUCAAAGACGGCUUUGUUGACGGAAACCUGUCUGUAGAAGAAUUGAUGACAAUAAUUACUGCAGUCUUUGAAAACCAGUCUGGGGUUCGUGGCACUAAUCGCAUUGAUGUAUCUCUUGCAAGUGAACUGGUUUUGAACUGGAUUCUUAAUGUCUAUGAUCCGUGAGUACAAUAUGAAUUUAAUGUCAGCAUGCAAAAACAGCCAUCCUUAUUGUUUACCUCUAUAAGGGAUGUUUUGUUUCUCUUUCACAAAACAUCAUGAGGGAGUGAGUAAUGAGAAGCAGUUAUAUUUGCAGGCUAAUAAAUUAAAGUAUACUAUUACUAAUAUACCAUAAAAUUCCGAAAAUAAGCCCCUGGGCUUAUAUUUCUCAAAGGCCCUUUUUGAGGGGCUUAUUUUUGGAGGGGCUUAUCUACAGAUGGAAAUUUGCGUUUCACACCCGAUUGGGUUAGCCUCAUAGUUGGAAGUAAAUUUACCGUUUUUGCUUUGUUUUACUUUGUAUUUGAGAGCAAUUUUCCAAGUACAAGCUCCAGGGGGCUUAUUUUUGGAGGGGCUUAUACAUGGAGGGGCUUAUUUUCGGAAUUUUACGGUAGUAUCACUUUUCACGUUAUAAACUAAUUUUUUAACAUCUUUUCACCUUUCUACCUACCUCUCUCUUUUAUAGUUGUUAAGUUGUUUUUUGUCUAAGCCACUUUAUACAGUUCAGUCUUCCUUCUUGUAUGACUAAAGCAGGUGUUCUCUGCCCCUAAACAAAUUAUUGAGAUGCUGUGCACAGCAUAGCAUAUCAGAGAUAUUCUCUCCUUAACUCCCCAAACAGUUGACCCUCUCAAGGGGGUGGGGCAAAGGGAAGACUGACAUAUCAGACUUCAAAGGAACAAAAGCUUUCCUAAAAUCAGAAAGAUCUGUACAUUAUCUUUAUUAAUUUUAUCUCCAUAGCCUCGUUUCUCUGUCAGUGAAUGUUCUUCCUUCUUUAAUUUGCAAAUGACUGACAAAUAUAGUAAAUGACCUAACAAUGGAUAAUGUUGUCCAAGACUCUCACUAAGGGUUGGGAGCUGGGGAUUUUCCCCAGCUAACUAUUAACCAAAUGAAUAUCCUUGCUGGUCAAUUUUCUGCCUUUAUACAUGUAUUGCAUUGAAGCAGCAACUUGAAAUCUUAGUGUCAGCCAUGAUACUGGGCAUCUUUAAAUAAUAUUUAUUAUUUUUUUCUUUAUUUGUGACAACAGGGGAAGACUGGGUUAUGUGCCAAUUCUUUCAUUUAAAAUUGGUCUUGUUGUGAUGUGUUCUGAGAAAGUGCAGGAGAAGUACAGAUGUAAGUUUCUUUUCAUCAAAGUGCAUGUAAGAUUGAUAUAGUUUGUUGCCUGUAACAGUGCAUGUUUGUGCUGAUCAUAUUUAUCAUUUUUUUUUUCUUUUUUUGGUUUAAAGACUUGUUCUUACAACUUUGUAACAAUCAAGGAUUUUUGGAUAGCAAAAGGCUUAAAUUGUUCCUGCAACAGAUGAUUCUGGUAAGAAAUAAAGAAUUACAUACAAAGUCAAACUUGACACACCUAUAUACUAAGUUCUCACUUAAAUUCCUGGUAGAUUCCAAAGUAUAUCUACGAGAGUGCAGCCUUCAGUGGAUCUAGUGUUGAGCCAGCUGUGCGAAACUGUUUUGAAAGGGUAAGUUUAUAACUGUGGUGAUAUACAUGAAGCCCUUAGUAGUACGUACCCUUUAUUAAGACCACAAUUGAGGGUCACCAAAUGUAUCUGCUGAUUUUUUAUUUUCAUGCAAGCAGUAAGACAAACCUGAUUGAAGGGUUUCUUUUCUCACAAAAUGCUGGAAACUUUUCUUUCCUUGCAUGAAAUCACAUGCACAAAAACCUUUACCUAAAUGCAUCUAAAGACUUAAAGACAUUUUUUUGCAGACUGGCAGUACAAUUUAUUUUAUUUGUAUUUAUGCUGUCUGUUAGUAACAUUUUUGUGAUAACUUUGCCUUAAUCCAGGUGUCAAUUCCAGAAAUAGUGUCCAUUGAGGAGUUUAUUGAAUGGAUGAUUGCUGAACCUCAAACGAUUGUAUGGCUUCCUACGCUUCAUAGAUUAGCUGUGUCAGAAACAGGUUCCCAUUUCCUAUUUGUUUGUAAUACUUUUUAUCCUCUCACUUCAAUUUACACAUAAACAUUGCAUUAUGCCAUGCUGAUAAGCUUAAGUUUGCAAAGCCAUACAAACUUUGGGAUGUAUAUGUGUUGACAGCUUCUGCCCAUAUGAGAUCUUUGGUAAACAGAUAAUUAAUUUUUGUAGGCAGUCCCAGAGUACGGUGGCCCAGAAGGGUCACACAUGCAAAUGAAAAAUGUUGCUGCAAACUAAAAAUUUUACCUGCAAAUUAAAAAUAGGACAUGCAAAUUAAAAAUUGUACAUGCAAACUAAAAAUAUUACAAACAUGAAACAUGAAUGGGCUGACGACUGUAAGGCCAGGUCGCACGGCUCGGACCAGGUCCUCGUCACUCAUACUGCGUGUGCAGGACUUUUCAUUUUUAAUUUGCAGCACAAUUUUUAGUUUCCAUGUACAUUAUUUAAUUUGCAGGUAAUAUUUUUAGUUUGCAUGUACAAUUUUUAAUUUGCAUGUACUAUUUUUAAUUUGCAGCAACAUUUCUAAUUUGCAUGUGGGACCCUUCUGUGCCAUGGAAGAAUACAUUGUAACCUUAACCUAUCUCUAAAAACACAACUUUGUGCCAAUAAAGAAGUUCCAGGGGCGGGGAAUACUAAACAACAGGAGGCAUAUGAUGUAGAUUUCAGAAUGUGUCUUGUUCAAACUCGCUUGUUAGCAGUGGCAUGUAACAGAGAUGUUGUUUCCUUUCAGUUAAACACGAGGCCAAAUGUAAUGUUUGCAAGAUGUACCCUAUUGUUGGCUUCAGGUGAGAUGGAGUGACCUUACUUUUACUGUAUGUGUUCAUGAAACUCUGUCUAUGUUUAUGAAAAACUAAUGUACAAUGUUUGUUCAAAUCCACCACCAGAUAUCGAUGCUUGAAGUGCUUCAACUUUGAUCUUUGUCAGGUGAGAGAAUGCUCUUAAAAAAUGGGAAAUAAUUGGAGACAUGUUUGUCUCUUUAUGUUAGAUAACAAUUUACAGUAAUUCUUGUUUGUUUAAGUUUGAAAGUUUAUGUCAUGUUUAUUGGCUAGAACAAUGAAGACAAAUCCAAAGUGAUUAGCCCAUCACAACAGCCACAGACAAAAUGAACCAAUCAAAACUAGAAGAAUAACACAUACUGUCCAUUGAUGCUAAGCGUGGGAAAACACUUGCGACCAGGUCUUUGGCUUACUCCUAAUUGGCCAAGAAAAUGGCAAAAGACUUUUAAGCCAAUCAGAAACUCUGAUGAUGCACAAAACCUAAUCAUGAUAAUAUGGUACUUUUGACACUUAUUGAAGUCCUCCUUCAGAUUUUUUGCAAACCAACUGCCUUUGAACUUUCUAAUAUGUUUGUUCUUUGUUUAUUUUACAGGGAUGUUUCUGGUUGGGUCGUGUAAAUAAGCAACACAAGAUUGGACACCCCACUCAAGAAUACUGUCUAGUGGUACGAUCUUAUGAUGCUAUAUGAUUCUCCCCUUCCCCCGUGCUGCUUCCCCCCAGUUCAAACAUGAGCUUCAAUUUUUACAAAUGUAAAUGGGUGUUUCGAUGAUCCAGGCACUGACGCAGGAUGAAAAAAACUAAGCAUUUUAAUUUUUUUGGAGGUUGGUUGGCCGCAUCUUGGAUAUGCUUUAAGGUAACAGCGCGAUUCUGUUAGUGAGUUCUUGUGUGCUAGUCAUUACUUGGCUGUGUAGCCGCGUGAUGCGGUUCCAGUCGAGACCCACAAAUUGGCCCUUGCUCACCAUAGAGUCUCCAGUAGCUCAAGUGGUUAGAGCAUCUGACUAGAUCACGGAGGGUCGUGGGUUCAAAUCCCAUCUGGGACUCGGAUUUUUUUUCCGAGUCCUCCUCAAAAUUAAUAUCAUGUUGUUGUUGUUUCAUCUUUAAUAUACAUUUUAAUUUUGUUUAAAUUUCAAACAGUCAACGCAAAAGGAAGAUAUCAAAGAUUUUGCCAAAGUGAUGCGGAACAAAGUGAGUAAGAAGAAGAAAAAGGCUCCACAACAUCCCUCAAAAGGAAGGUUUAUUCCAAUUGAAAUGGAGGAAGCUCCACCAUCCGAGGAAGAGGAUGAGUAAGUUUCAAGUUUGUGAUUGGGUCAAAGAACCCUCACGCCACUUUCUCAACCGAUCAAAGUGAAGUCAAUUGAGACUUGCUUUCAUGCAUUUUCCCAGUUUUCGGUGUUGGUAACAAAGUGCAUGUUAUUGCCUCGAGAUCUGAUUGGUUUAUUUGAAUUUCUCUGCGUUUCUUGAUCGGUUAGUACAUGUGGGAUGUAAGAGUGGUACUUUGAUUUUGAUUUCACGGCAGUUUUAAACUGACUGAGGUGGCUUAUCAAGUUAAUGUUUGACCAAGAAUUGAAGUUGUAAGGUCAUGGCAUUAUCUUAAUUACCAGUCAGUCUAUUUAGGGGAUAGGCAUCAGGGACUUUGUCGCUUAAAUGAAAGAAAUAAAUGUGAUGUUUAAAUUGCAGGGAUUCCAUAGAUGCCGGUACUCCAAGGAAAGGUCUCCCUGAAACACGCAAAAAACCGGAAGGACACACAGCAAGGUGUGCAUUACUUUGUUUACCUAAAGUUUUAAUAAUUAUUGUUAUGCUAGUUUCAGUCUUAGUGCCUGCUUACAUGGAGGUAGGGGACCCUAGAUAGGUGAGGUAUCAUGUGGCGGGUCACCCCACCUAUCAUGUAAACGUGAUCAAAUUAAAAUGAGAGAUUAUAUGGACAGGUGGGUUACCCCACCUGAGCAGGUUACCUCACCUACCUGGGGUCCCCCACUUCCAUGUAAACAGGCCCUAAGUGCCAUUCUUCUUCUUGCACAUGGAAGAAGAAACAGUAUAAAUGACAUUUUCUCUUGUGGUUCCCGAAGACCUUAAUACACAGUGCGCCCCAUUGAUUUAAAGUGAUAUUUGGUAGGCCUGUUUAUAUCUUCUUCCAAGUUCAAGUUCAUGUGUUUUCAGACUGCCACAAAAUGAGUUAAGAGAAGAAGAUGAAGAACCAACAUAUGCGCAGCCAGUUAGAACAAGACCUGUCAAGUAAGAAUGUCAUGAAUUGUACUCUUGCUGAUUGCAAUAUCUGGAAUAGUACAAAUGCCGUUCCUCUAAUACCUUCCAGUUUUAGUUGUUUGUCUCACCCCCCCCCCACCCCCUCCCAGCAGUGCCUGCAGUAGGGUGAGGUGAGAGGCAGCUGUGUUCCUAAGCUAAUAAUCAAUCCACUGAAAAUGUUUUUAGAUAGAGGGUAGCUAUUUUGUUUUCUUGCAUUAACUAAGUUUCACUGCAGCUUUUUUCAAUCUUACACCUGUCAACUAUCAGCAGCAAGUUAUGACGUAUAUGACCAAGCAAAUUGGUUGGAGUUUGAAUUUGAAUGACCCAGUGCGAAUUAGCACGCAAUGAGCUGAAAACUGUAAAAGUAAAUUACUGUGACCAGCAUGUUUUGAGGUGUACAGUAUUGAUACGAGAGAAUUAAACUGUCAUUUCGCUCUUAAUGAACAUCUGCCUAAGACAGACAUCUUUUUAGAGUUGGUUCUUGAGUCCUUUUUCUGCCUUUUUUUCUCUCUCCAACACAGAUCCUUCUUUGUUGUAAAGCUAUUUGUAUGGUCCAUUGACUGACAUUCCUUAUUGCCAUUAACGUUUAUUCGUGUUUUUUUUUUCUUUUUAACUACCGACAGGAAUGAUGAACACCGUCUUAUAAGGCAUUAUGCUAAGAGGUAAUUUGCUACUUCAUCUUUAGAUAUACAUGGAAAGGGUCCGGAAAGGCUGAUCAAUGAAUGUUGAGUGAUUAAGAAAAUAAUAGUUAAAAAAAGUAGAAAAGUCCGGGUUAAAGCCAUUAAAGAUGAUUAAUCAUUCAGCUUUAGACAAAUCCGUGAAGCGUCGCACACCUGUAACCCCAACUUCAUAAACACCUGUAUGCCCGAGAAAGAACUUCAUAAACAGGGUUCCCUAACUGAGUUGCCUGCCGGGGAGAAAGCUUACAAGCUCACUGAACAGUGAGAGAAUCCUGCAGACGGGGAGGAGUGUAAAUUUUGGAUUUUGGUCUCGCUUAGGGUGUUCCGGGCAAAGCGUCAAUAUUUUGCCGCCAAGGUCUCGUUUAGGGUUCUGCGAAGAACUUGAGAUUUAUGACAAGCUUUUAAAAAACUACAAUGCCGGGGUCUUUAUAUCAUUAAAAUUCAUGUCGUAUAUGGUCUCUUUUAGGGGUCAAAAUUUGCUUAAGCCACACCCAGAUGGUCUCUUUAGGGGCUGAACAUCCCGUCCAUCCGUCUUACCCGGGAGGAUUCACUGCAAAGCGGGAGGUGGCGGGUUCGAUAACCACGGCUGGAACAAUACUCAGGGUCUUAAAAUAACUGAGAAAUGAAGGUACUGCUGUCUGCGCCCCACAAACGGGUAGACCUUAGUUUUGCUCGGAUGACCACGUAAAAUGGCGGUCCCCGGUCUUAAGUAGGAGACGACAUGGUGUCCUCACUUAGUACUUUCUUGCUAAGCACAUUGACUCUCAAAUAAAGUACGUAUUAAGUGCGUUUCUAAUCUUGUAAGGAAAGUAAUGUUUACUUUGUUAUUUUUUUCAGCUUGACUGGUCAACCAGAUUCAACGGUAAAUGAGGUUACUUUCUCGUGUGCGACGAGAAGCUUCGUCGGCCGACACGUCUUUGGCCAAGGGCCGAAGACACGAGCGGCGAAGCCUCGAGUUUUGUUAUUGGUUAAUUUGAGUUUGCUGGUGGAACUGGGUCAUGGUCUUUUUCGUUUCGAAUUGCUUUAUGGGAAUGUUUUGGGGACGCUAUGUCAUUUCAUUGGCUAUUACGACGUUACGCACCAGGAAACUGGGUACAAAUUUCGUCCCCCAAAAAUUCCCUUGGAGGUAUACGACACAACACCACUCAGUACUCAUGCGCAACCACGAAAUGAAGAAUGUUGGUCACCAUAAAUAAAUUCAAAAGCUGAUGCUUAGCGCUAGUCUCCUUCGCAGCCGGUUUUAGGGUCGUCGUGCAGUCAGAGCGUUGCGUGGUAACGCUAAAAACGGCUGUGAAGGAGACUAGCUUAGCGCUUGAAUACUUUUGUUUGCAGCCAUUUGCCCAUAUUAUAAGCGUUUCACGAAAUUCAGAAGCGAAAUGAUCUCAUAUUCAGAAUUCGCUUUGCUAUUUUUGUGCAUGAAUUAGCAGUUUAUUUAAAUGGUCAAACAGCAUUUCAGGGUUGUUCAACAAAUUUAAAAAUUGAACCAUAAUUAUUUCAUAAGGGAGAUUUAGUACUAGUGAAGGCGCUCAUCUUAAAAUAGCGCUUCCAGCAACUAAAAAUGUCAUCGUUGUUUAUUUAUUGGUUUUGUUUUGCCAUGGCGAGCCGCCCUCAGACGUAGUCCGUACGUAUCUUAGCUUGGUACCCAUGUGCUCAGACACUUUUUUAAAAAAAAGUCUUCUGUAUAUCUUGUUUUUAGUCUCCUGAUGUCUCUCAGAUGGCGAGAGACUUGGACAGCCAGGAGAAGCAGGAUCUGGAAGAUCUGAUCGCCAGAUUGGAAGAUGACAACAGGUAUUUUAGACUUUAUUAAUUAAACGGAAUUGGCUCAUUUGAGACAUUAUAGAAUUGGAAUAAGUAGGGAAACCGGUGGGAUUGGAGAAAACAAAGAUUAAUGAUGGUUGAUAGGCGUGUUUUUCUGCAAUUUUAUUUUUAUAUCAUGUAAAACUAAGUUAAAGGUGCCAUUUAGCCUUGGAAUUGAAAAGCAUUCAACGUCUUUUCGAUUGUUUUUUGUUUUGUUUGUUUUUUGUUUUUGUUUUUUUUUUACAGAGCAUUGCAGGGCGAGAUUAACACUAUUCACCAGUUACAGCGCCACAAUGAAAGCGAACAGAGUAUCGUGCCUGCUGUUCAAGAGCCCGUCAAAGAGGCCUUCUUACGUCAUCAGAGGGAACGAUUAGAGGCACGUGAGGAGGUCCUCGAGGAGCAUAAUUAUCAGCUGCAAGUUCAGCUCCAUCGUUUGAGGAUCCUUCUACAGCAGGUACAGACACAGAUUGAACUGCGACGCUCGCAACAUUGGGUUUAAGUUAUUUUGUCAAUGAAGAAUAAAGACUUACUGUACAUGUAUAUAGGAAAGGGCUCUGAGAGACAACUUGUUAGCAUGAAGAGCAAUAGUCGAGGUCUAGUUGUAUUCUCGUGGCAGUUAUUGCAGUCUCAUUUCUUUCAAAAUAGGGGAACUCGCGUUAUUGUCAAAACGAAAACGAGGGUAAUUGCUCUCGCCAAUCGCAUCAAACUUAAACAAUUUGAUCAGUCAAUCAGAAUGUGUGAGGCAUGAAAUGGGCGCCAAGCGCGGGAAAAUGCUCAAGCAAGUCACGACCAGUUUUCAUCUAGCUUCUGAUUGGUUGAGAAAGUGGCAUGAGUUUUGUCAGCUCACUCGCAAAGCGUAGUAGUACAUGACGAAAGCAGUCACAUGAUUUAUUUCUGGUGCUUAGUUCAGUAAAAAAAACUCUCCACUAGAGUGUAAAGAAUGGUCGGUUUUUCUGAGAGAAUGUAGGAGAUUUUGUGGGUUUUGCUAGUCUCCUUCGCAUCCGCUCGGGCUGGAGAGAUAAACUACAAAUUGUAAAUUUAAUGCCGUGAUUAUUGCUGUUAGCUAGAACGGUUAAUAAUUUAAAGCUCUUAACGAUUUGUUAAUACUGUUCGGACUCUUAGAAAUGGAAGCAAAAAAGGUUCAAGUUCCAAAAUUUAAAUUUACGUAAACAAAAUCAACUGCACGUAACCUUCAUAACGACCGCUUAACUAAACAGAUAUGUAAAUUGGACCAUCUCAGUGAACUUAAAAAAAAAAACUAAACCGUUAAACUUGUAACUGUUAUAAUGAAUUCGCGAAAGAAGUUCGAGAGAAAGACAUGAUAUCGGGCGAAGGAGGUGAGAGGCUAACCUCGGAACUCUUGUGAGUUCAGUAUUCGUUGGGAUCUGCUUUUCCGGUCCGGUCACCUAGAGGAACUCCCCACCCGGGUGUGGUUCCCCUUGGGAAUUUUCUUUCUCCCCGCACCUUGUCAGAUCUUCCCCUCGCGAUUUCCCUUUUGCUUUGUGGUCAUUCUUUAGAAACUUCCUCCCCGUGUAAUUUGCCUUUGGAACUCAUUUCCCCUGCUGCCUCCUUCCCCUGUAUAUUCCUACUCAAGCUUUUUCCUGAGGAUCUCCCUACUUCGUAACACCAUGCUUCGCUCUCGAAUUCUCUCGCAUUUUUUCCUCUCCGCCUUUUAAGCAGCUGCCUAAAUGAUGAAUUUGAUAAUUUCCAUUAAAUUACUUUAACUUUUGGUUGUAAAGUUCUUAAAUCAUUAAAAUCUAAACUCCCUUAAAACUCGUGGUGUGGCUUCAUUUGUUUACCUUAGGACGAGCGCACCCUCGCUAGUCUUAUCGAAGAAGAAGAGAAAAUGAAAGCAGUGUACGCGCGUGACCGCAGAGCAAAGUUACUUUUAGACGCUGAAACCAAAUCACCUACGGUACUGCACAUUUCUUUUUUGUCUUCUUUUUGUUUUAUUUCUAUUUUACACCUUGCCUUUCCACUUUUAUGCAGUUAUUCAACAGCCAUGGUUUUUAUUAGACGUUAGGCUCAGGUUAAGCUUCGUUUUGAUACAAUUUCCUACUUUUCAGAUGCAUGCCAUGUUGGUCUUAUGCUAAAAAAUAGUUGUUCAUGUCCACCACAGCCUCGCAAUUAUUAAAAAGAGAGUUAUAGUUAAGAGUUAUCAGUAGGGUAUAAGGCAAUUCCUAGGCAAAAGAAAAAUCUAUAGGGUACGAGCGAUCUUUGGGGUUUAUUAGUCAACUUCAUAGCCGUCCUUAAUGUUUAUUCAUUGUUUUAAUACUGGUGAGAUUUAGAUGUUCUUGAACCGUAUUGCUUAUUAACGCUUUCUUUUGUUAUUAAUUAUUUAAGGAGGAAUUCAGAAGUGUAAAAAUAAGUUAUAUUUUAUUUAUAUAUAACUGCGAUCGUAUUCAGUGUAUUCAGUUAAGCUGUUUUCAACACUGAACUUAUAAAUAUUGCUUGUGCUUCUGCUUAGCAAUCUUCCUAUAACAGCACAUCGUCUAAACUAAAAAUAUUGUAAAAGAAGGCGUUGGAAUUUUGUCCUAUCCUGUAAGAGAGCUAUACAUCGUAGAGGUAUUACUUUUAAGCUUUAAAUCUAUUAAGUUACCAGCUUAUAUUGUUGAGGUAAUAUUCCAUUUAGUCCUAAAGAAUAUUCAAACCUCGCGACAAGUAAGAUUGUUAAUCUAUAAAUGUAGAUAUUAAAACGGCGAGGAAGAGCCCGAUCGUAUGGCUUUCUGCGUUUUCAAAUUUGAAAAUGCUGUGAUUUUCAAACAGAUAUUACUCGCUUUUUGGAGUAACGGUAGUUCUGUCUGAAAACAAGGAAAUGUAACGUUGUGGCUGUAGAGUAAGGAAAAUGGUAUUUGCAAUUUUAUUCAAAUAACUCUUUGUUAACAACUAUAAUUAAUGCAAAAAAAAAAUCUUAUUUUAAUAUUUUAAAAUAACCUCUUGCGUGGCAUUGAAUCGUUUAAUUAAUGGAAAAAUUAUCUAAUUUUAAUCUUCUGUUGCUCUAUUGUUGAGCAUUGCGCUCUUCACCAAAGUACUUUUCGUUGAAAGAUGGCAAUUUCGUUGUAGGUACAUGGUUAACGCAUCUUGACUUCCCUAUGCAAUAUUGGUUGUUGAUAAUUUACGCUUAACCGCAUUUCUUACCAUCAUAGAAAUCAUAAAAAUAGUUAUGGAAGACAGGUGAUGGCGUGCAUGCAUGAAUGUUUACUUAAAAGUAUUUGCUCUUGUUUUUUAGGGUGAUCUCCCACAACCAGUUUCCUCUGCAAUGAAAUCAGUAGUCCAGCCUUCCCCUCCUGCGCGCUCAAGUCGAACUGUAGCGGAAGCCACAAGUGUAGCUCCCCAGACGAACCACAAUACGCCGACUCUAAGCGUUUCCCGCGUUCCUCAGCAAACUACUUAUGUAUCAGGAAUUUCAUCGCCUCACAUUCUCACCCACUCUUCGAUUCCGCAAAACACCUUCCUAACGCCUGGUCCUCCAGUACCAGCCUACCCCGCACAGUACUCAUUGACGCCUGGCGUGUCCCCUCCUUGGCGAAACCCCUUAAUACAACCGCACAGUGGUGAUAUCCGGGGGAACUCGCCGAAUACAAGCGCGACAUCAUUGACUGGUCCUUUUGUUCCUAAAACGGCUGCUGAGUUAGGGUUGUUAGACCGGCCGGUCAGCUCGACGUAUGAAGGCAUGGAGUUGAGUAAUAUUGUGGAUAGAAUGACCGCUGCCUUUCCCAUGGACAUGUAUUCUGGUAUUUUAUACCUUUGUUUACUUUUGUCUCUUCUGAAAGAAUGACCACAACAUAGAUUUGAAAACUUUCAGUUGAAGAGAAUUUAUAGUCGACCAGUAAAAAGUCACACUUAAGGAUUCCAUCGACAGACUCAAAAGUAAUAACCACCUUGUACACCAUGAUAAAGACGAGCACCAAGGGAAAGUACUGCUCAGUAGCUUUCAGUUAAAUGGCCACACCUCAGGAUUUCAAUCACAGACUCGAAAGGUUUCUCGUUGCUCCCGCCCCAAUCUCCUAGCGGCUUCACUGCCCUCACCCGCCUGAGCUUGUUUGCUCGCCGACAAAAACCUCCAUGCUACACAGGCUAACAGCACCAUAGUUAGGUUCUUCUCAUUAUCUUUCUUGAAUAGUCGCAUUUUAGGAUUUCAUCCACGGAAUCAAAAGUUAGAACUACCUUUUCGUAGCAAAAACGCUACCAAAAGAAAGUACUACUCAGUAGCUUCAUUUGAUUUGCAGUAUCUUUCUCUAACCCUUACUCUUGUUAUUCAGACAUGCAGGUGGACGUUCACAACGAUCUCUUCCUAUCAGCGAGUCUCAUUGGCGAAGCCAUGCAGUCAAUGGUCAACACUGUUUCCAGAGAUAUAGGUAAAUACGUACAAUAGGGCAAACGUAGAAGCGGAGCUCCAGUUCAUAAAGAACAUACGUUGAAUACGAAUAGCGCUAAUUUUACAAGUAACAAAAUUAUCUUUGAAACGCCUGUGUUAUCAUCGUUACUUUUUUUAUCCUGUGUUUGUGCUUGACCUCUGUAUGUGCGACAGUACGCCUCCGUUGGGGACAUCGCUAUUUUGGGUACCCAAUGUGUGCGUCGCUGCUUUGUGGCUCCUGUAAGUCUGUUACACUGAGUGUCCUGUGCGUGUGUCGCCAAGUUGGGUGACUUGUGUGUACUUUGUGGUUUAAUCUCCAACUUUUUGUGAUAAUGACAGUGACAAGUCUAAAGGAUGGCGACAACAGGAGCCCGCAAUCCUAAUCUCCAGGUUGUUAUUACGCAUGCGUCGCAUGUAUGUAGCCAGCAUUCGUUUGGACUUCCACUAAGAAUGAAUGAAAUGCACAGAACGCAAUUUGAUCACGCGCGUUUGGACCCUCUAUCACUUGUAAUCUGAUCACGCGUGUUUUGACUAUCCCCCACGUGAAACUUACGCCAAGCAGAGUGAUGGAGCAAAAGAGUUUUGACCUCUAUUAUUGUCGCCCCACUCCGUAACCUUUGGUUAUUACUAGUAGUUAGAUGAAUGCUUGAAAUCGUCGCUGUGAACGCAAUUUAUGCAAUUGCGAAAAGAAGCCUGAAAAAAAUUUAGGACUUCAACGGUGUUUGAACCCGUGACCUCGUGAUUUACCGGUGCGAUGCUCUACCAACUGAGCUAUGAAACCACUGACGUUGGGAGCAGGUCAGUUGUGGGUUCAUAUGUUCCUGUGAAAGAAAUGAGUGUUAAUGAUAAAUGAAAUAAAUCUUUUAUAUCUAUACAGGUGCAAGAAAAGGGGGAAUAAAUUCUGUAGACGCUCCAAGGUUUAGGAGAGAUCCUGACGAGCCUGAUUUCUACGGACAGGUUAGCAAAUUAGUACAAAGUUUUUUAAUUCAUCCGUCUUUUGUGCAUAAUCAAGGUAAGCCAAAUUUCAAUGCUCCACCCCAACCCCAGUUAGCCAAUGCGCUUCCAGAAUUCCACAUAGCGCGCGAAGUUGGAAUAUUUAUGAUGACUGCACCUUUUUUCAUUAGGGCAUUUCCGGUUCCGGUGAAUGGCCCAGAGAAGACCUCGAUGUGAGUAGCAGACAUUCUAACGACAGGUACGACAAUCUAUUAGUGGCUGUAAUUCAAAUUGUUCCUCUUCCUUAUUCGUCAUUUUCAAUUGCAACUGCUGUUUCGACAACCGUUCUCGCAAGCAGGAACCUAUACUUGUACAGACUUUCAGAACGUCUGGCAGGAACCUAAAGGGUGAUUGUUUGUUUGUUUUUUUAUUUUUUGUUUUAUUUUUUCCGUAUAGUCAAACAUCACUUCGCUUAUGUAUGUAAUUGAGUUUAUUGUCAUUCUAUUCCUCUUUUUAGCAGUACCGAGGGAUAUGAAUACGGACCGCUUUAACUAGAGCGCAUAGAUUCCUGUGUAAAGCUGGAGAAAGUGGGUUCGAUUUUGACUGGUCUGUGCAAGAUAAUACCUGGCUAUGGAGUGUGCGUGAAUUGCCAUUACCUUUGGUGGUAAGCGACUCUGAGGUUCUUGAUGGCGCGAAAUGGACGCUGUGGGGCUAGACCAGGCGGCGGGAAAAUAAAAUCUGUGAGGCAAAGAUCCUUGGCCGGAAAAAGGGUUCAUAAUGGUUACAAAAUGGAAGUUGUGACUUAAGGAAAUAUGGCGAGAUAAGUCUGGAAAGCCGUGAAGGAAAAGAGGUGCACUUCAUGAUAGGACUUGUUCUCACCUAGGCACGUGCCGGGAAGUGACUGAAAACGUGACAGUUUAGGUUCAUGAUGGCAACAAAGCCGUUUCGUUGCGCGCAGACAGGGUUAGAAAGAGCUGAUCCUUUAUCAAGGCGCAUUACAUGUUGUAUGUUAAAAUAACCGAGGCGUUGUCCCAGUUUUGUGGUGAGAAAUGAGUCGAAACCUUAAAAGAUAACGUUGGGGAAAACACUCUCCCUCUUCCACCUCUUUUUUGAGCCUGCCGCGCAAGCUAGUGCCACCCAAUUCUCCGAAUCCUGACCCUGUUUCAGAUCAAAACACGCCAUUUUCAACACCAUUCAAACCUGCCCUCCAAACUCCCAACCGGUUCUGAAACUGUUGUGCUCGGUUUGCGAAAUAAUUACCUUGGCCAAGUGAAGUCAACAUAAUGUUCAACAAUUUUUUAUCAUAUUAUUUAAUAGUAUUGAGAGACAAAUACGAUCACACCUGUCUCGACCCUAGCCUCUCUCCUCUACCUUUCUUCCCAUCACCCCUCGCGCUUUAAUAGGAGACUGCGAGAAGACUGAGGACGAGUCAGCGAUUACACGCAAAGAGGUGCCAUGCUCGAUCAGGCCGUAUGGAAAGAUUUUGUUAGGACGGCUCGGGAUGAUUCCCGACCUAAGUUCAGACCAUGAUGAGCCAAACCUAUGCCCGUUUUUAGACCUAAUCUCUCUAAAAUUGUCAUACCCACUAAUACACUUAAAUGAACUAAAUUGACG
Molecule: messenger RNA, 17436 nt
Organism: Porites lobata
Lineage: Eukaryota; Metazoa; Cnidaria; Anthozoa; Scleractinia; Poritidae
Source: the annotation of a GenBank genome assembly